CAGCUUUCACUUCCUCCAACAUUCUGAAGAACAGAACCUUUAAAAAACCUUCUUAGAGCCAGUGCUGAGACAGGGAAGAAUAUUUUACUUGCAGUCAGCAAGCACAGCAGCAGGUCAGCUCCAGAGGAAACCAUCAGCACUAUGGAGGAUGAUAGAAACAACCUUCUUGCCAAUCAACAGCAACCCACUGAGACAGCUGUAUAUGCCGGCACUGUAGAACAGCAGCAGCGGAGUUCUUCCAACCGUAAAGCUGCCUACACCGUCUUUACCAUACUGGCAGUCUUGCUGUUUGCAGGCCAGGCGUUUACUGCCUAUUUCGUGUAUCAGCACACAAACAAGAUUUCCAAGCUAACUACAGACACCCGGAACCUGCAACUGGAAUCAAUGAGCAAAAAUCUUCCUCACAAAUCCAAGCCAGUUGGCCAGAUGAAAAUGCCAAUGGUCAAUAUGAUGCCACUGGCCAUGAGGGACCUAUCCAGUGCACCAGAGUCUUUGGAGGAGUCAAACCAGCUGAGCAAUAGUACUGAAGACAUGGUUAAACGCUUGCUUCUGAUGGGGGACCCCACCAGGAAAUUUCCUAAACUGGAGAAGUCAUUCAUGGACAAUAUGAUUCAGCUCAAGAAAACCAUGAACUACAAUGACUGGAACUCCUUUGAAAUCUGGAUGCACAAGUGGCUUCUCUUUCAAAUGGCCCAAACUAAUCCCCCAGAAAAAAUGCAAGCAGUAAAAGUGCAAACCAAGUGUCAGGCAGAAGCAAGUGUUAAGGGUGUCCAUCCAGGAAAGUUCCGUCCCCGAUGUGAUGAAAGUGGUGAUUACCUGCCUAAGCAGUGCAAUCACAGCACUGGGUAUUGCUGGUGUGCCUACAAAAAUGGUACCAAGAUUGAGGGUACUGAAAAACGUGAGCCACUGGACUGCACUGGAAUGUCGCAAAUUUUGGAUCCUGAGAAUGUGACAUACUCAGGGCAGGAUCUUCUACAACUGAACUAAAAAGUGCCAAGUAGAGCAUGAAGGCAAUGUCAACCACAUCAGUUCACAAAGUUUGGCUUUUCUCCAGCUUGCUCUUUUGUUUCGCCAUGCUUCUCUAUUGAUUUUUUGUAUAAGCAACUACUUACCAAAUUCCUACACUUUGGCAUUUUCCUUAAUGGGCAGUGGGUGUAGUUUGAUUAAGUAUCAUUGGUUGUCGAGUUCAUCCCUGAAUUAUCUUCUUGCAGAAAUUAACCAUGUGCAGUAAGGACUGAAAAACAAAAGGCUUUGCAGUGAAGAAAUAUGUUCCUUUUAACAUUCACACAGAAAAUGAGGGAGGAUCUUUUUUGUUGUUGUGUUAAAUAAAGCCCUUAAUGAUUUUUGUAGCUAAUCAGCCUACACAAGCAGGGUAGUAGUCCCUGCAAGUAUCUGGGAAAUGAUGGGAUUAGCAUAGGUACAACAGAUUCUGAAAUACAAACUCUAUGUCCUUGACCCAUAACAAACAAGGAGCAACGUUCAUUUCCAAACUAUUGAACUCUGAAUUCACUGCAUGAAUGGAGUUGAGAUGCCCUCUAGAGGGAAGGUUGUAUUGCUGCAUGUAAGGGUUAAAUAUAAUAUUAAAGGGAAAAUUUUGUGAAUCUUGCAGGUAAUGCCCAGUAUAUUUGCCUAGCAAACUGGGUUGGACACCCUUAAACAGUGCCAGUUUAGCCCAUGAGCUGCCUUAAAGAAGCAUCUAGGAUAUGAGCGGUGGAAUUAUAGAUAAGGACACAGCUAACACUUAUGCUACAGAGCAGGCUUCUUCUCUCUCAUCCAGAGCAGGUAUAAUCAUGUAAGCAAGCAAAGUAGUGUUUUUAUCUAUAAACAACAGAUAAGACUUAACUAUUCAAAUCUUAUUAUAUGGCAUGGUAAAUAUGUAGUUUGAAUGUGUGAUCAGUCCUUUGUGAAUAUUUUUAACAAUUGUGAUGAUUUUAAUUAUAGGCCUUAGAAAAAUAAAAAUAACCACUAAUGAAAAGGUA
Eublepharis macularius is the source of this 1979-nucleotide messenger RNA. RefSeq names its product CD74 molecule (gene CD74). Gene Ontology annotation, cellular component: cell surface; membrane; cytoplasm. Gene Ontology annotation, biological process: T cell activation involved in immune response; positive regulation of macrophage cytokine production; protein trimerization. The coding region runs from base 142 to 987 and encodes 281 amino acids. The record is from RefSeq and is a predicted model, not a curated record. NCBI's taxonomy places the organism in Eukaryota, Metazoa, Chordata, Lepidosauria, Squamata, Eublepharidae. Gene Ontology annotation, molecular function: MHC class II protein binding; macrophage migration inhibitory factor binding; cytokine receptor activity. The transcript is spliced from 9 exons.